This is a messenger RNA of Onthophagus taurus, 1854 nucleotides long. RefSeq names its product Arginyltransferase 1 (gene Ate1). Gene Ontology annotation, biological process: protein arginylation. The record is from RefSeq and is a predicted model, not a curated record. Gene Ontology annotation, cellular component: cytoplasm. Lineage: Eukaryota; Metazoa; Arthropoda; Insecta; Coleoptera; Scarabaeidae. Gene Ontology annotation, molecular function: arginyl-tRNA--protein transferase activity.
CAAAAAAAUUCUUUGUUUACGUCCACAUUGUUGAUUUUCUUCCUACAUUUUCAUUGAUUUUCACGCGUUUCCGCACAUUUUAAUAAAAAAAUGUCAUUAAGUUUGGAAGAUGUAAGCAUUGUGUAUUGGUUUCCGGACCGUGAUAAACACAAAUGCGGAUAUUGUAAGCAAGAAAACUCUGGAUGUUCAUAUGGAAUGUGGGCUGAUUCUUUGACUGUGGAUGAUUAUCAGGAUAUCAUGGAUCGGGGUUGGAGGCGAUCUGGUAAGUAUUGUUACAAGCCGAUCAUGAAAGAAACCUGUUGUCCGCAAUAUACGAUUAGAUGUGAUACUGGUAGUUUUAAAUUGUCGAAAUCUCAAAAGAAAGUUAUUAAAAAAUUUAAUAAAUGGUUGCAUGAUGGGUUAAAUAAAGAAACAGUAUGUGUUAUGGAAAAGAGUCCUGAGGAGGUUGAAAAUGAGAAUGUUGAAAUGGAUGAGGCACAUAUCAAUCAUAUUAUGUUUAAAGAGCGCCCCGAAUGUAUCAACGAUUACAAACAAAUCGAUAAAAAGCUUAAAAUUGAAAUGAAAGAUGAAUUAAUUAAAGAUAAAAGUGAAUCAGAAAAGAAUGAUUUAAAUGUAGAACCAUCUUGUAGUAACAACCUUGAGAAUUAUCUUGGAAAUGUUGAAAUGAAGGAUUUAGGCGUGAAACAAUCAAGAUUUAAAAAAGGGGAUGGCGCAGAUCCGAAAAAACCUUUACAACAGAAAGCAAAGGUGCUUCGACUUGAGCGUAAACGUAAAAAAAUGGAAGAAAAAGGUUUAUCGAUUGAUAACCACAAUCAAUCAAUGGGACAAGAAGUGAAAACUUUAAAAAAUUUCUUAGAGGAAAUCGCUGAUAAUCCCAAGCAUAAGCUUGAGAUUAAACUCUACAGUACUAGUCAACCGGAUGAUGAUUUAACAACGGUAAUGAACAUCGAACAUAACGUUUAUCAAAAAUAUCAAACGAUUGUUCACGAUGAUCCCCCAGAAAAGUGUUCUUUACAUAAUUUUAAACGAUUUUUAAUACAAACGCCGUUAAAGCCGAAAGAAAGUGGGGUAAAUGGUAUAACUUACGGUUCUUAUCACCAACAAUAUUGGAUCGACGGGAAUUUAAUCGCCGUUGGCGUUAUUGACAUUUUACCACGUUGUGUUAGCUCCGUCUACUUCUUUUACGACCCCGAUUACAGAAACUUAACGCUAGGAACGUACGGAUCGUUGAGGGAAGUUGAAUUUACCCAAGAAUUAAACAAAAAAUUACCUGACCUAAAAUAUUAUUACAUGGGCUUUUACAUUCAUUCAUGCUCCAAAAUGAGGUAUAAAGGUAAAUUAAAUCCUUCAGAUUUACUUUGUCCCGAAACUUUCGAAUGGUUUCCAAUCGGAAAAUGUAUUCCAAAGCUGGACGUUUCAAAAUAUAGCAGAUUAAACGAAAAUUUAUCAGCUAAAGAUGUUGGAGUUUGUAAACAGAGUGAUAUUGAGUCGAUUAAGAUAUUAAUUGGGUACCAAUACACGACUUUUAGACACUAUCGAUAUAAAAGCCGUGAUUUGCAUAUGUAUCAGAUGAUUGGGGCUUUAAUUGGAAGGAAAUGCAUUGAUCGCUUUAUGAUUAUUCAGCAAAAUAGUUAAUAACGAAGAGGUUAUGACAAAAAAUGUAACCUCAAAUUCGUGGAAAAAAAAUUGUAAAAAUAGGCGUAAAUAGAGAAUAAUGCAAUAAAAUAAUGUAUAUUUUUGGUUUUUUGUGUAAUUACUGUGUUAACUAUUAUAUUUAAAGAUAUUUAAAAAAAGCAUAUAAUAUAUUAGAUUAAUAUUAGAUGUAGUUCAUUAAUAAAUGUUAUAAAAGUAAAA